This is a messenger RNA of Linum tenue, 588 nucleotides long. The record is from the annotation of a GenBank genome assembly. NCBI's taxonomy places the organism in Eukaryota, Viridiplantae, Streptophyta, Magnoliopsida, Malpighiales, Linaceae.
UUCCCCACACCGCCGUCAAUGGAGCUUUCCAAGAUGCUACCCACCAGCAGACUCCCACCGUCGUCGUUCCUCCUCGCCGUCACAGCAACCACCUUCUUCCUCCUCUUCACGGCAGCCGAGGCCAGGUGGCCGAUCCUCUACAGGGUCGGCGGCGGGAGGUCCACCUGGGAACCCAACGCCAACCUCACUCUCUGGGCGUCUCAGAAGGAAAUCUACGUCGGCGACUGGCUCUAUUUCGGGUUCAACAAGACAUUGUACGACGUGCUGGAGGUGAACAGGACUGGCUACGACAAAUGCAGUGGGGAAGGGUUCAUUACGAACAUAACGAGAGGAGGGAGGGACGUGUUCAACCUGACGCAGGCGCGGCCUUACUACUUCAUCUGCAGCAGGGGAAGCUACUGUGCGAUGCAGGGGAUGAAGAUGGAGGUGAAUGUGACUACCGAGCCGCCUCCGCCGCAGCAGCAGCCCGUGGUGCCUCGCCCGGUUGAGAGCAGCAGCGGCUCUCUUCUUCCAUUUACCUCUGCUGUCCUGUUUUUGGUUCUUGGUGUUCUGUUGAGUAGUAGUGGUGCUCUGUUUGCUGGGAUGUGA